GCACACUAUGAGGCAUCGUGUGCGGCGCUGCUGCACCUGCUGGCGUUCAGCGCGCCACCAGCGCUGGCGUCGGUGCGGCAGGCAGCGGUGCGCGUGUGUGCGCGCAUGGCCACUGUGGGGGGCGGUGGUGGCGGGAGAGUGUCACGGGCGCCAUGCUGCUCGGCCUCUCCGCCUAUGUUGAUGCCCCCGGUGAGGCCAGUGUCGGGAGAAAUGCAUGUGCUGUGCUCCCUCGCUGCUCUGCUCUGCGUGCUGUCCCUUGCCGCCACUGCUGUGCUGUGUUUCAAGCACCCCGCCCCGCCGGCACAGCCCCUUGAAGCCCUCUCUCUCUGCGACCACGUGGUGCUGGACGCCUGCACUGCCCUCGCUGCCUCCCUCCUCGCCCUGCCUCCACACCCCCUCUCCCGCCCACUCCGCCACGCCCCCAUUCCCGCCCUCCCCCUUCCCUCCUCGCACCCCCUCCCUGUGCUCCCUUCUCCCCCCUCGUCCACCUCGCCCCUCGUCCCGCCGCUCGCCACCCUCACCGCCCCCUUGCUCGCCGCGCUGUGGCGCCUCCACCUGUCACGCUCCGCACCUGCUCUCCGCAGUCAUGGCACGCAGGCCAGCACGGGUAGCACGGGUUGCAUGGGCAGCAAAGGCAGCAAGGGCAGGGAUGGUGGAGGGAAGAGUAGGGGAGGCGUGGUGGCGCGGGCUGCUGAGUGGCUGUGGGGGGCAACAGGUGCGGGGGAUGCGAGGGUUGUGGGAGGGGAAGCGGUGAUGGGUGCGGGGGAAAGGGAAGGUGGCAUGGGCGGGGAGAGAUGCAUGCUCACACCAGUGCUGCUUCGUGUGCCACUGGUGUGA
This is a messenger RNA of Closterium sp. NIES-65, 837 nucleotides long. The record is from the annotation of a GenBank genome assembly. Lineage: Eukaryota; Viridiplantae; Streptophyta; Zygnematophyceae; Desmidiales; Closteriaceae.